UCCAACCAUGAUAAUCCAGCUUCUGACGCGUUGGUAUCGCACGUAAUCAUCAUUAAAUAAAACAUUUAGUUAAAUGAAUAAACAAUUGUAUGGAUUCCCAUGUCCAUAAUUUAUCAACAAGUAUAUAAAUAUCGUGCAUCAACAUUCCUAAAUAUAAGUACCAGAGAAAAUAGUGAUUUAUUUACGUAAUUGACGAAAUUGUUUGGUGUUGGUCAAUUGUUUUUGAUACUUUUGUGCCUAUCAAAAAAUAAAACAAGUGAAAUACAAAAGUCUGGUAGUUUUAUAAAUAAAUUGUGGAUGAUUUGUCGUUUGUUGGAGAUCGACAUCCAUUCUGAAGAUGCAGAACCAAGAAGAUGGUGCUGAAGGAUCUCCAUGGAACAAUUCAAGUGGUUGUGAAGAGGAGCGCAAACCACGUGAAGGAAAAAAAUCAAAUGUCCUGGCGCUAUGGGGGAAUGAGCGGACCAUGAACUUAAAUCCACUGAUACUGACAAAUAUUUUAUCAUCACACUAUUUCAAAGUUAAUUUAUACGAACUGAAAACCUACCACGAAGUUAUUGAUGAAAUUUAUUACAAAGUUGCGCAUCUAGAGCCCUGGGAAAAAGGCAGCAGGAAAACUGCCGGUCAGACCGGGAUGUGUGGAGGCCGCUUCAUGCAGGUACGCGGAGUUGGAGCUGGUGGAAUUGUAUCGACGGCCUAUUGUCUACUUUAUAAAUUAUUUACACUGAGAUUGACGAGGAAACAAUUAAAUGGACUUAUCAAUCAUCCCGAUUCGCCUUAUAUUCGAGCUUUAGGAUUUAUGUAUAUAAGAUAUACACAACCACCAGCUGACUUAUUCAGUUGGUACGACGAGUACCUGGACGACGAAGAAGAGUUUGAUGUUAAAGCCGGCGGCGGGCAGAUGAUGAAGAUGGGAGAGAUUUUAAAACAAUUUUUAACGAAACUCGAGUGGUUCUCGACGUUGUUCCCCAGGAUACCGGUCCCGAUACAAAAGGAACUGGAGCAGCGGUUGGGUGAGAGGUUUCCACAGCAGACGAUAAAUGCACGCAAUGCGAAACCUCCGAUCACGCUUAAUAAUCACGGCAAGUACAGUAGUGGUGCGGGACGCAAAGACAAUGGGAGCUCAGCAGCUAGAAGUCAGCAGCCGAGACACAUUUCUGAUAGCGAUGUCCAGUGGGGCGAAGCUGAGUCACGUACGAGUCAAUGGCGAGCCAGGUCUGAUGAAGAUCGUCGGGACAGCAGAGACAGGUAUCGUGAUCGUGAAAGAGAACGAAAGAGAUCACGUGAACGUGAUCGUUCGAGAGAUCGCGACCGUGGUAGCAGUAGAGUUGAGGAAACCAGAAAACGUGAUCGACAUUCACGGAAACAAAGUCGUGAACGAAGUCGAGAGAGGAGUAAGAGACAUCGCAGUCGCAGUCGCAGUAGAGAAAGAUCAACUCGUGAUCGCAGUCGUGAACAUUAUCGUGAUCGAUAUCGUGAACGAAAAAAUUCACCGAUUGAUUAUGCAGCUGAGUUAGCACGUGAACGAGAACGACAACGACGAUAAUAAAUAAAUAUAAUUACCAUCAUUACAAACAUUUGUACCUACAAAUACAAUUAUUAUUAUUAUUAUUAUUAUUAUUAUUAUUAUUAUUAUUAAUAUGACUAAUUGAUUAAUUACUGGAUAAAUAAUUAAAUAAAGAUAAAUAAUUAAGAAAUAAUUAUAAUUAGUUUUUAAGAAAGAAAAAAAAAUAAAAUUUACUAAAUAAAACAAAAUAAAAGUAUCGAUUUGUAAGACCGAGCCAUUUGAAUUUACCAAAUUGAUACUUCCGGUUGCCUAAAAUUAUUAUAUUUAAAGUAUAAUAAG
Messenger RNA from Microplitis demolitor, 1843 nucleotides. Its product is annotated as pre-mRNA-splicing factor 38B. The record is from RefSeq and is a predicted model, not a curated record. The transcript is spliced from 6 exons. Gene Ontology annotation, cellular component: precatalytic spliceosome. NCBI's taxonomy places the organism in Eukaryota, Metazoa, Arthropoda, Insecta, Hymenoptera, Braconidae. The coding region runs from base 338 to 1543 and encodes 401 amino acids.